AUGGUCUGCAACGGUGGGUUUUACAUCUUCAAUCUCAUUGAUAAUGCCCUCUCGGGCUAUCCCCUGCUGUUCGUCUGUCUCGCCGAGGUCGUGGUCAUUUGCUAUGUCUACGGUGAGUUCUGUGUUUCGCAAAAUUGUGAAAAUAUUUCCUUGCAACUAAAGUACGUAAAAUGGUUUGCGCAGCCACUUAAUCUGUUGCUCAGUAAUUCUGAACAUGAAAAGUUGUUCUGCAAAUAG
Dibothriocephalus latus is the source of this 237-nucleotide messenger RNA. The record is from the annotation of a GenBank genome assembly. NCBI's taxonomy places the organism in Eukaryota, Metazoa, Platyhelminthes, Cestoda, Diphyllobothriidea, Diphyllobothriidae.